Molecule: messenger RNA, 1064 nt
Organism: Oryza sativa Japonica Group (Japanese rice)
Lineage: Eukaryota; Viridiplantae; Streptophyta; Magnoliopsida; Poales; Poaceae
Source: RefSeq, a predicted model, not a curated record
CCAUCAUAUACGUUUUACGCGCCUCGAUCAGAAAUAAGUUCACACAGCCUAAUAAACCCCUCGAGAAGACAAGUGUAAUCGCCAGGGGAAGCGCGCGAGAUGGACGCAGCUGGCGUCGCCGCAAAGCCGUCGCUGUCGAGGAAGCCCUCGCCGUCGUUCCGCCUCCGGAACGGCAGCCUGAACGCGCUGCGGCUGCGCAGGGUGUUCGACCUGUUCGACCGCAACGGCGACGGCGAGAUCACGCUCGACGAGAUGGCGUCCGCGCUCGACGCGCUCGGCCUCGGCGCCGACCGCGCGGGGCUGGAGGCCACGGUCGGGGGCUACAUCCCCGCGGGCGCCGCGGGGCUCCGCUUCGGCGACUUCGAGGCACUCCACCGCGCGCUCGGCGACGCGCUCUUCGGCCCCGUCGAGGAGGAGGAGCCCGGGAAGCAAGGGGAGGACGACGACGAGGGCGACAUGAAGGAGGCGUUCCGGGUGUUCGACGAGGACGGCGACGGCUUCAUCUCCGCCGCCGAGCUGCAGGCCGUGCUCAAGAAGCUCGGCCUCCCCGAGGCCCGGAACCUCGCCACGGUGCAGGAGAUGAUCUGCAACGUCGACCGCGACUGCGACGGCCGCGUCGACUUCGGCGAGUUCAAGUGCAUGAUGCAGGGGAUCACCGUGUGGGGCGCUUGACGGCGGCGAGCGAGGCCGCCGUCCUUCGUCCUCUCCCCGUGUGUCAUAUUCUGAAGCAUCUGAAGAUUGAUCUAGGAGCUAUAACAUUACCCUUGGAUUGUUUCAGUCAAUACUGAUUCAGUGUUUGUUGUAUGUUGGUCAUAAUGCAGGUAAUGAUGACUGUAAUUUCAGUACUGUUUGUUUAACUCUUGGUUUUACCCUUCACUAAUCUAGGCAUGUAGCCAGAUAGGUCUUGUGCGCAUCUGUGUCAUUGUGUUCCUCCUAAUCCAAUAAGCUUUCUGUAUGUAAGAAGAACAAUGUGACCUAUAUCAGAACAAUGGUCUUUUUGUUAAUUAAAAUUGUAAUAAGCGUGUGCUUGGUUACUGGUGGAAUGUUUUUUUUCCCUUUGUAUC